AGGAGUGCUACUACCUAGUUCCUAGUCAGGGGCCUCAAAUCGGGGACUGCCUGGCUCCUGCCAAGGGCCCACCCCUGAAUUCACCCCUUCAGCUCUCAGGGUGUCCCCCAAAAGACAGCUUGCUCCAAAUCCCCUUGUUGGAGAGGGCCACCCGAGGUUCCUGGGACCCAAGAUGGGAAGAUGUGGGCAUCUCUUCUGGCUGUUGUGGAGAAGAGCCAGACCUGGCAGGGGCAUGCAGACAGGGCCAUGGAGACCUGGCAGGGAUUGCCAGGCCUCAUUCACACCCCUAGAAACCCUCAGGAUGAGGCUACAAAUAGCAGCUUAUGGGCUUGACUCACCCUUGGGGAAACCUCCGUGUCCUGGCCACUUGAGCCCAGGGCAGCAGUCCCUCCUCAAGCCCACAGGUGGACAGUUCUUUGGGAGGCUGGUGGGCAUGGAGGCAUUUGCUGAUGGGCAGCAGAACUGGCCAAGGAGGGCAAGCUGGAGCAAGGCAGUUACUGACCCUCCCCUGGGCACUGAGAGUCUGCCCAGAGGAGGGCAGAGCACCUAACACUUGGAAUGCCCCGAGUCCUGGCCCUGCCCCAGCCCCUCUGCCCAGACUAUGGACUGGGGGUUGUGUCUUCAGAUACCUGCUGCCGCCCAGCCUCAGAAAGGCCCAGCCUGAGGUCUGUCAACCUGAGAAGUGCUUGGGAACAAGGCCCCCAGUAGGCCUACCCCCCAUCACCUUGUUCUGGGAACAAAGGACCCCACCCUGGAGACAGAACAUGAGGAGCAGCGAGAACCACAGGAGGAAGUCUGACCCCAGUGUGCCUCUUUGCACCCGGGACCUCCCCAGGGCCAUGCCAUCCUGAGGUACCUGCAGCAGGACAGGUGCUUUGGCCAGACUGAGGGACCCCCAACGUGAUUUUUAAAAAUAUUUUUUAGUUGUAGGUGGACACAAUACCUUUAUUUUUAUGUGGUACUGUGGAUCAAACCUGGUGCCUCUCACGUGCUAGGCGCUGAGGCACAACCCCAGCCCCACCAACAUGAUUCCUGAUGGCAGGUAGGAAGGGACAUUUUGUGGCAGACAGAGAAGGCCCCCUCCCUCUCUGGUCAUCCUGAGCAACCUCUGCCCAGGCCCUUCUCUCUCAUGCUGACCUGGGACCUCUCCCUCACCUCCACCCAUGGCCAAAAUUGGAAACAGAGGUCACUACAGCCCCCGGCACAUUCUUCCCUAGAGCCCAGCCCCCCACCCUUCAUUCCCUUACCUGCUCAUUCAGUAUUCCCUGGGCAGCACCGGGGGAGGUGCCCAAGCUGACCAGGGAAGGAUCAGCUGAGCUAGGACUCAGGUGGACCUGAGAGUGAUGUCGGGUGGUGGGUGCACAGUUAGAUGGGGCCUGGGUCUGGGGGCUGCCUGGGCUCUGAGCCUCAGUGGGGUGUGUAUCAGUCAGGCUCAGCAGAUGGGGGUUCUGAGCAGGGGCUAUCAAGAGAUCUUUGGGGACUGCAGUUUCACUGCUGAGUACAAAAGGGACAAUGCUGUCCAGGCUGCCUCCUUUCCAGAGGUUGGGGACCAGGCCUGGUGCCAGCCCCAGAAGGUGGGGCAAAGGGCAGACCCAAGUGUGCCUUCCAUCCCAGAGCCUACCUUCCCCUUCCAGCUUCUGCCUCCAUCCAUACCUGGGCCUGCGUGAAAGCAUCCCAGCCUGGAGCCAGCAGAGCCACUGUGACAUGCAGACAGCCUCAGCCAAGGUACACUUGCCAGUACCUCAGGACAGCUGCUGGCCACUGGCCCCAGGAGAGACACCUGCCAGGUGGAGCAGAGGCCAAGCCAGGACUGGAGGAGAGGGAGCAAACAGUAUUGGAGCUGGGGAGCCCAGAGGCUCAGAACCCCUCUGUGGUCGGUGGAGAGGAUCAUGCCCAGGAGCUACUGACCCCCCGCUGCCAGCCCAGCACCAUGUCAACAGGCCAGCAGGUUAUGACAACAUCUUCAAGACACCAAAGGAACUGUCCUGCACCCAUGUCUUCUGCCUGGAGUGCCUGGCCCGGCUAGCGGCCGCCCAGCCCACGGGCUCCGGCAGUGAGGCUGUGCCUUGCCCAUUCUGCCGGAAGCCCACAGCUGUGCCAGCUGCUGGGGCCCCUGCCCUGCGUACCAGCCGCCAGCUGCAGGCCAAGAUGCCCGCCCACCUGCAACGAGAGGAGCCAGUGUGGCUAGAGGGCACCAAGCUGUGCUGCCGCCCACUGCCUGCCACACCUGGCCGUGAGGCACCCAGCUUUGUGUGUGUGGAUGUGGGCCUGAGCAAGCCUGCUGAACCUACCCCACCUGUGCCUGUCCCAGACCUGGCCCCACGCCGGAGCCGCCUGGCCCGCUGCUGGGCAGGCUGCAGGGACUGGCGGCGCUUGGCAUUGGUCUCUGUCCUGCUGCUGGUGCUGUUCUGCAUGGUGCUCUGGCCCGUGCAGUGCGCGCUCAAGACUGGGAACCUGCGCUGCCUUCCCCGGCCACCUACCGCCUCCAGCACUGCUGCCACUGCCUUCUCCCUUGAGCCCCUGGCUAGCAACUAGGGUCACCAGCCUAUGGCCAGGCCUCCGAUCCGCCGGGGUCAGGGGCACAGCAGCUACUGGAAAUUUAUCCCCUAGGACCCCACUGAGGGUCCUCAUGAGAUGGACAAAGGGUGCCCAAGGUCUCUAAGAUUGAUUGGCUCCGACAGGCCCUAGACGCUAUCCCUUCCCCUGUCACACAGGUGGUGGAAGGGACCCAGGAGGUGCUGGCCUCCUCCACACACUGCAAUGCAUGGAGGGCUUACUGUCUUUGAGGCCAUUUCACCAGGGCCUUCCCAGGGCUCUCUCUAGGCAGGGCUGGCCCCUUCUGUGGAGGGAUCAGAGAGCAGAGGCAGGCCAGGCCCUCUGCCCAGGCCACUGCAGAAACUGCCCAGAUGCCCUUCUAUGCUUGCAGAUAGUACAUUUUAAAAUAAAACGUUUUUAUAUCCA
Messenger RNA from Marmota monax (woodchuck), 2961 nucleotides. RefSeq names its product ring finger protein 223 (gene Rnf223). The record is from RefSeq and is a predicted model, not a curated record. Gene Ontology annotation, molecular function: metal ion binding; ubiquitin protein ligase activity. Gene Ontology annotation, biological process: protein ubiquitination. The transcript has 4 exons. Bases 1513 to 2535 code for a protein of 340 amino acids. NCBI's taxonomy places the organism in Eukaryota, Metazoa, Chordata, Mammalia, Rodentia, Sciuridae.